Molecule: messenger RNA, 2341 nt
Organism: Lotus japonicus
Lineage: Eukaryota; Viridiplantae; Streptophyta; Magnoliopsida; Fabales; Fabaceae
Exons: 9
Coding region: 224-2101 (625 amino acids)
Source: RefSeq, a predicted model, not a curated record
AAAAUAGGAAAUAGCGUUCCAAUUUCUUGUUCCUCAAUUCAAUUCACACUAUAUCACACACACUAGGUCAAGGUCUCUCUGCUUCUCUCAUCUCUCAUCUCAUCAUUCUCAAUCCCAAUUUCACACUAGACUUUCGAUUUUUCGUUCCCAAUUUCACCAUUCUCUCUGAUUCGCCAUACUGAAAUUGUUGUCUCUGCCGAUUUCUCGUUGGUUUUUCUUGAUCAUGGGUUUCAAUUCGGUUUUUAAAUCAUUGCUGGAGAUAUUUCCACAGGUGGAUGCCAGAUUAUUGAGGGCUGUGGCUAUUGAACACCCAAAGGAUGCUGAUGUUGCUGCUGAAAUCGUUCUUACUGAAGUCAUUCCAUCGAUGUCUGUAAAAUCACCCCCUGUUAAUCCUCCACAGGAUAAUAGUCCUGUAGUCAUGAACAUGGAAGUUGAAAGCAAGGAGGAAGGAAAUUUGUUGGUGCAUGAUCAGCUUUUUAAAGAUGCCGAUGUGGAAACUCCUUCUUCAUCUUCACAUUUGAUAUCUGAAGAAAUCACCAAAACUGCUGAUGUGGGCACUCUUGGACUGGAUCUGAAUGUGGCUCUUGAUGAGUCCACCCUGUCAAGUUCCAGUAAUAUAAGUGAUGAUACUGAUAAAUUUCUUGGAAUGAGUGAAAUUGAGGAUCUAAAUAUUUCUCAACGUGAUCAUCGUGCUGUAGAUAACUUCACUGAAGGGAUCUCAGAUAAUAUUGCUCAGGAGACAUCAGAUGGUUUUAGGCAGGAAGCUAGUGAAAAUUUUGAUCAGGAACCACUUGAUGUGAAUGAUGAUGGUGCAAAGUUGAUUUCUUCUGGUAUAUGUCAAGAGAUGGAAACUGAACAGAAUUACGUUAGUGAGGAGGCUGCUUCCACUAGCAACAAUGGCAAUAGAAAUGCACACAAUCUGAAUGAAGAGUGGGUAGAUUUUGAAGCUCCUUCAGUGGAUGAUUGUGAUGCCACUGUCUGUGUUACAAGUCACCGAUUGGAAAAAGGUGAAACUGACUUGAUUGAGGUGAUUGAGGUAGAAGGCUCUGAGGCUGAACCUGUUCAACGGCAUGCACCAAAUGCUGCAGACAGUCUUCAAUUAGAACUUAAUGCUUGCCCUUCUUCUACUGUUGGUGAAACUAAUAAUGUUGAAGAUAACAUUGAGGGGAAUAUCGCACAUAGCCAACAUAUUCAAGCAUGCAGGAUUGAUCUUCUUGAGCAGACUAUUGAUGAUGCUAAAACCAACAAGAAAACCUUGUUUUCAUCAAUGGAAUCUCUCAUAAACUUAAUGAGAGAAGUGGAACUUCAGGAGAAAGCUGCAGAGCAGGCCAAUAUGGAAGCUGCUACAGGAGGGUCUAAUAUUCUGGUCAGGGUUGAAGAGUAUAAAACCAUGUUGCUGCAUGCCAAAGAAGCAAAUGACAUGCAUGCAGGAGAAAUUUAUGGAGAAAAAGCAAUUCUGGCAACUGAACUGAAGGAACUUCAAUCUCGUUUGACCACCUUGUCUGGUGAAAGGGAUAAGUCUCUUGCAAUUCUUGAAGAGAUGCGCCAGUCCCUUGAAGCUCGAUUAGCUGCAGCAGAAAUAUUGAGGAAAGCAGCUGAGCGUGAAAUGCUGGAAAAGGAGGAAUCUGCGCGAAAGGCUCUUGCUGAACAGGAAGCAAUGAUGGAGAAGGUAGUACAGGAGUCAGCAAGACUACAGCAUGAAGCAGAAGAGAAUUCAAAGUUACAGGAGUUCCUGAUGGAUCGUGGGCGGGUCGUUGAUGUAUUGCAAGGAGAAAUUUCUGUUAUUUGUCAGGAUGUAAGGCUUCUAAAAGAGAAAUUUGAUGCAAAUCUUCCUCUGAGUAAAUCCUUCACCUCAAGCCAAACAAGUUGCAAGUUAGCUUCUUCAGGUUCAUCCCACAGAACGGUAGCAUCUGAUGUGGGUUCUGAGCAAAGUGAUUCAUCUGAGUUACUUAAGAUCACCAGCCCAGCAGCCUCCAUUAAAAGCCUUUCUUCCAAAAGUGGGAAUGAAGAGAGGCCCAUAGCUGAUCACAAUGCGCUUCUUGAUGAUGGGUGGGAUAUUUGCGAAGAAGAUGGAGAACUACUGAAUUCCGGAGUUUGGUGAUUAUUUUGUUCUGUCUAGAGGGCAAAACAUAGAGGAAAUAAACAUUGGAAUUCCUUGGAUAUCAUUGAGUGGUAGUUAGCUGGAUGUUUGGUUUAUAUUUCAGUUUUUAAUGGUAGUUAUAUCAUAAUAGUAGCUUGAGCUCUACAUCGGAAUUGCAUAAGUUCCACUUGAUGAGGUUGAUUGCUAAUUUUUCCAUAUUUUGUACAGAAAACUAAACUUCAUAGGGAACCAUUUUGAAUA